UUCGGCGGACAAGCCUUUCCAGCCAAUCAUCUGUUGAAAGGGAGAAGCGUUUGGACGAGGCUGGCUUCCCAUUGGAGGGGGGGGAAUAUACGUCUUCAUUUCCCCAUAGGGCAGAGUCCUCUUUUCGUUGUUUGUGUAAGACGAAGUUGAUUCGGCAUUCAUGUAAUAGGAAGAAUGUCCAGCACCCAAGUAGCUGUGGUGACCGGAUCCAACAAAGGCAUUGGGUUUGCCAUUGUACGGGCUUUGUGUAAGCAGUUCUCCGGGGACGUAUAUCUGACAUCCCGGGACAUCGAACGAGGCAAGGAUGCAGUGGCAAAGCUGCAGGAUGAAGGGCUGAAGCCACUUUUCCACCAGCUGGACAUCAAUGACCUGCAAAGUAUUCAAAUCCUCCGUGAUUUCCUGAAGGAGAAAUAUGGAGGACUUAAUGUGCUGGUCAACAACGCAGGAAUUGCUUUCAAAGUUGCAGAUACAACUCCAUUUGCUAUACAAGCAGAAGUCACACUGAGAACAAACUUUUUGGCAACCAGGGAUGUUUGUAGAGAGCUACUACCGCUGUUAAAGCCUAAUGGCAGAGUCGUGAAUGUAUCUAGCAUGAAUGGUGCUUCAGCAUUAUCCAGAUGCAGCCAAGACCUGCAGCAGAAGUUUCGCAGUGACACAAUCACUGAAGAGGAGCUAGUAAAGCUCAUGGAUAAAUUUGUGCAAGACGCCAAGAAGGGGAUACAUGAGAAGGAGGGCUGGCCAAAUACUGCUUAUGGGGUGUCCAAACUAGGAGUGACAGUUCUGUCCAGAAUUCAAGCAAGGCGACUGAAUGAGACAAGGAAAGGUGAUGGCAUUCUCCUGAAUGCCUGUUGCCCUGGGUGGGUCAGGACUGACAUGGCAGGUCCUAAAGCCCCCAAAACUCCAGAUGAGGGAGCAGAGACUCCAGUGUAUUUAGCCCUUUUACCCGCUGGUGCUGAUGGGCCUCAUGGCCAGUAUGUUAGUGAGAAAAAAGUACAGAAAUGGUAACACAGUAAUGAUAUUUCUGGGUAUACAGAAUGAAAAUGAUACAGAAUAAUGAAACAAUGAUACUUCUGGAUAUACACACUGGAGAUUCUGGGCCUGUGGCUUGCUGUAGCAGUUUAAAUUCAGAAACUGGCUUCUGUGCACAGAAAUGGUAUUUUGCUAAAAUGUAAUUUAAGAAUGCUGAACAGUGGAGGGAAGUGACAUGUAGUGAUGAGAGCAUGCAGAACUUGCCUGUGUUGUCUGUUAGAUCCUUGUGCAGUACCUCAUGGCAGACUUUUGUUGUUCUUGCAGUUUCCAGAUGUGGACAACUAUCUCCUUUUAUACUAACUUUAAUUUGAAUGUGUAAAAUGAUUAGCUCUUGAAGACAUAAAACAUGUAUGUGUACAAUAUUGUUUUCUAUAAUGCAUUAAUUAAAUAAUUCUAGACUUUACAUACAAUAUGGUUGCAUGAAAUUGGUAAAAUAAAAAUGAUCAUUUAACAAA
Molecule: messenger RNA, 1484 nt
Organism: Hemicordylus capensis (graceful crag lizard)
Lineage: Eukaryota; Metazoa; Chordata; Lepidosauria; Squamata; Cordylidae
Product: carbonyl reductase [NADPH] 1-like
Exons: 4
Coding region: 175-1005 (276 amino acids)
Molecular function (GO): carbonyl reductase (NADPH) activity
Source: RefSeq, a predicted model, not a curated record